AUGUAUGUCUUCCCUAUAACCACGACGUUGAUCUGCCUGACUGCCGUGGCGGUCGUGGCUCGAAUGAUCUCACGGUUUUGGUAUGUUCGAAAAGCAGGAUGGGAUGAUUUGAUGAUUGUGGUCUCGUUGAUGACCAAUUUCGUCCUCUAUGCCUUUAUCGUCGUUCAAGUCAAUACUGGAUUGGGUGAGCCUGAAAAUACCCUCUCGCCCAGCGAACUCCGGACUCAGCUCAAGGCCCUCUGGCUCACAAUCCCCUUCUACAACCUAACCCUCACCCUCACCAAGAUCUCCAUGGCCCUGCUCUACCGCCGUCUCUUCCCAACAACCCGCUACCGCAUCGUCACCCUCGCAAUCAUCAUCCUAAUCACCAUCACCGGCCUCUGGAUGACAAUCAGCGCCUUCGUCUUCUGCAUCCCCAUCGCCGCAUUCUGGGACCCCAACCUAGGCGAUAAUUGUCUGUCAGAGCGAGUCGUUUGGUGCCUGAAUGCCUCGAUCCAGAUCACGACGGACUUGGUGAUUGUUGUCCUGCCCAUGCCGGUCAUUACGAGGCUUAGGUUGCCGAAGAGGCAGAAGUGGGCGUUGGUGUUUGUUUUUGGGUUGGGGUUUUUUGUCUGUGCGAUGAGUAUUGUCCGUCUGGUCACCUUGGUCAGGCUGGUAAACAGUACAGAUGAAACACGAUCCAACGCUCUCACAGCCCUCUGGUCCUCAAUCGAAGCCGACGUCGCCAUAAUCUGCGCCUGUCUCCCCCAACUCCGUCCCCUCGUCACUCGCGUCUUCCCUCAUCUCUUGCAACCUCUCGUCCGCUCCUCUACCUACCGCCAACAACGCGAGAAGAAGGCGAACUUCUACGGGGGGUUUGAUUUUAGUACUGCGUUUAAUCCAGAGGGGAGUCAUUACUCGGCUAGUGUUACCGGGCAGGAACAUGGGGGUCAACAUCCGGAUGGGGAUGGCAUUCAGGUUGUACGGGAGUUGAGGCUGGAGUGUUCGAAUUCGCCAACGCCGAGUGUGAUUGGAAGCCACACUGAGAAUCACCCGGAGCGGAAUCCGAGUUCAGUUCUGGAUACUGUAUAG
This is a messenger RNA of Aspergillus wentii DTO 134E9, 1071 nucleotides long. RefSeq lists its product as uncharacterized. Lineage: Eukaryota; Fungi; Ascomycota; Eurotiomycetes; Eurotiales; Aspergillaceae. The record is from RefSeq and is a predicted model, not a curated record. The transcript has 6 exons. The coding region runs from base 1 to 1071 and encodes 356 amino acids.